AUGGAUGUUCCCGGCUUUGCGCUGAUUACUGGAGCCGCAUCUGGUAUCGGCAGAGCUUGUGCCAACGCCUUCGCUCAAGAAGGCUCCGCCGGAAUCGCCCUCUUAGAUCUCAACGCAGAGGCUCUGGCCACCGUCAAAGCCGAAAUCGAAGCGAAAGUAGCAAGCAGAAAACAACAAAAUGGAAACCAAAGUGCCAGUCAACAAAUACAACUGCUGACGUAUCCCAUCAACAUUGCCGACGAAGCUGAAGUUGAUCGCGUCGUCAACGACGCCGCCACCAAGUUCGGAAGACUGGACUACGUCGUUAACGCCGCCGGCAUCGCCAUGAAGCACGAGGGCGGAGCCGCUUUUGCAAAGACGGACGACUGGCAAAGAAUUCUGGAUGUCAAUAUCAACGGAACCUUCUAUGUUCUCAGAGCAUCGGCGCAAAUCAUGUUGAAGCAGGAACCCAUCCUCUCUACUAUCGACGGCCGACCCCUGCAAAGGGGCUCCAUCGUCAACUUUGGCUCUAUUCAGGGUGUCGUCGGCAUCACUUUGUCUACGGCGUACACGACAACGAAGCACGCGGUUAUCGGGCUGACUCGCACGGCGUCUGAGGACUAUGCCAAGGACGGCCUGCGUGUCAACGCCAUAUGCCCCGGUUAUACGGAAACUCCCAUGACGACGAAGAACCCUCAGGUUCUGAAGGCGAUGGAGGAGAGGGUUGCGAGCGCGGUGCCGAUGCAGAGGAUGGGUAACGCCAAGGAGAUUGCGGACGGCGUUCUGUAUCUAGCAGGAGGUCGGAGCUCGUUUGUUACUGGCUCCGCUCUAAUGGUUGACGGAGGAUAUACCUCAAGGUAG
Messenger RNA from Colletotrichum karsti, 840 nucleotides. Its product is annotated as short-chain dehydrogenase reductase family. The record is from RefSeq and is a predicted model, not a curated record. Gene Ontology annotation, molecular function: oxidoreductase activity, acting on the CH-OH group of donors, NAD or NADP as acceptor. Bases 1 to 840 code for a protein of 279 amino acids. Lineage: Eukaryota; Fungi; Ascomycota; Sordariomycetes; Glomerellales; Glomerellaceae. The transcript has a single exon.